UAGCAUUCCCUCGCAACAAAAUGGCGGACGGCGAAGGUGGCCCGGGUCGAAAAUUACCUCCAAUUUCACCUCGUCCGAAAAAUACCGACACCGAUGCUGCAGUUAAACCUGUCAGAAAAAAGAAAAAGAAGCCGGCUGCAGAUCCCGACGUUGGGUCGGGCACGGAAGAUGCUAAACCGACCCCAAGGCGAAGGAGAAGGACGCCAAGUGCGAGUAGAGACACGGAUGGAGAAGAGAAACCAGUCGAGGAGGCGACAACACCAGCUCCAAAAAAGAAAAAGAAGAAGGCAAAACCGAAAGAACCUGCUACUGUGACUGAUGAACAGCCGGUGUCUGACAGGAGUGCCACGAGAGAUGAGGAUGUCACAGGUAGUAAAGCAAGUCUCAUCACAAAGGAGAGCAAGGAAGGAACUCCAAGGAAGAAGGCCAAGAAGAAGAAGGUGGUGAAGAAGAAGACGGAGGACAAUGAGUACGCUGACAGCGGGCUUGCAGCUGAUCUCACAAGUAUUGAGGAAGACAUUAUUAAAGAUUAUGACCAGAAAGAAGACAUCGAGUUGCCACAGACUACCAAUGUCGGAGUCCUACGGAGUCAGCCAACACAGAAAAUAUAUGUGGAAACGAUAGGUGGUUUCAAGAAAGAAAACAAAACAAAAAUGGCCAAAAGACUCGCAGCUGAAGAAGCUGAGAAGAAGGUUGAAUCUGAAUCCCCACGCAAGACAACAAUAGAGCUAGCCCUUACCACGUACCGUAUCAUGAAGACAAUCACACUCUUCAUACACGGCCUGACUGCCGGGCUGGCACUGUGGCAGAUUGUCAUUGUGUAUAUACUCAGUUCAUUCGGCAGCACCGACUUCCUGGAACACUACCAGACCCUGGCGCUUCCCGUCCAGUGCUGUGCCUACCUCCUGCUGGCCCUGUGUGUCGUGUCUACCUGUGACAGAUUUGACAUCGGCCAUAUCACACGGAGGUUUCUGCUGCAAGCAUUCACCCUCCAGAACGGUGCUGUCUCCAUCAUCUUCUACCUCACUGCUGCAAUCCUCAGCGUCAGCAUCGUCUCCACGGAGGACAGGAUGCACCUCUACAACAAGAACCCCGAACUCUGGGCUGAUGCUGAUAAGACGGAGUCGGAGCUGUCAGAAUGGAGAAGGAUUAACACGGCCCGAGGGGUGUUUGCAAUCUUGGGUUGGCUGGUGCUCUCAAUAUCCCCCAAUGCUGACCGGCUCAGCAAGAAUCUCAGGGACGGGGAUGAUGACGAACUACUGGGGAACGAGCAGGCAGAGACAGGGGUGUCCGCAGCCUAGGGGACGAAGAAGAACUGAAGAACCGUUGGGGAGGGGACAGGCACAGGGAGAGUCAUGUGGCCUAGACUUUGUUAGGGUGGGGGAGGGAAUUAUAGGAGGCUUCAGGAGAGGGCAGAGCAGAUCUACAUUGUCUUAUGACAGGUAUGCAACUUUACCUGAAACAUUUACUUGCCCCAAUAGUGAUACCAUAAAGGAUUGUGCCAACCCCGCUUUCUUGGCAUCCAGUAUAAGAACUCUUGGGUCAUAUCAGUGUACACAGCUGGUACAAGUAAAUUCUCCUGGGAUUUCACAUAAAAUGCAUGUUCAUAAGCUUCUUGCUUAAUAUUUUAUAGAUCUGUGAAUCUUUGAAAGAAACAAAGAUGGAAAAUAAUUUUCAACACUGAAAUAUUUCAGGCAUCAAACGUACUACAGCAUCCAGAAUACCACUUAACAGGGCACAGCAUCCGGCCUUCCAAAAGAGGGUUGGCAUCCUCGUAUAAGGCCUGAAUUCUACUAGCUUUUGGUAUAGCUUUAUCAUUACACAAAAUUACCAGGGUUAGCAGGCCAGAGACAAGUUGUGUCCCAGCUGAUGACCAGCUUGUGGCAGUGUUUGAAAUAAUUUAAAACUAAACAAGACAGUUGGGCAGGUGACCCAUAAAUAUUGCCAGCCAUCUUCAAAGUUACCUGAUAUUAUAAUUAUUGAAAAAUCGUGAAAAAAAAGAAACAAAUCGCGCCUUGAUUAUAAUUACUUGAGAAUGUAAGAGGAGUUAAAAUAUAACUGAAUACAUAGGUAGUCCUAAUAUUAUGUGCCAGAUAGUCGAGCAGGUGAAGGAAAAUUUCAUGCAGCCCGACAAGAAGUUAACAGCCACGGGCAGUUGGUCAGGCAGUUAUUUCGGGACAUUGGCUUGUGGUAUCUUAACAGUCUAAAUUGUGUGGGGAAGAAAUUGCUUGAAAUCUUUCUUUAUGCAGGCAGAGAUCAUGGGGAUGUGGCAGCUCACUGAGCAAGUGGCUUCUCAUGUGUCCUGGUACUAUAAUUAUAUUUCAGGAAUUGGUUUGCACAGGAAUCAUGAAUCAGGGUUUCUCAUGUAACUGUUGGGUGACAUCCUGUUCAUCGGGAAGCCCUUUUCAGACUAUUGGUCAUGUUGGUAUUUGGUACACAGAGUUCCCUCUCUUAGCCAUACCAGGAUCCAUGUUAAUGAUUCAAAUCUCCAGCUCAUGGAAAUCUCAUUUCUGAAUGGUGGUUAAAGUAAAAUGAGUUGAUUUGCGGAAACAUCACGUAGUGAUUUCCACUAGUCUUGUGAGUAACUUUGGCAGACUUCUUCCAUUUAGCAAGGAGGAAAUAUGUCAUAUUAUUUGUUUGAAAAUGUGUGUUUGUUUAGUAUCCAUUAGAACAGCAGUGAGUUGAAAGAAUGCUGUGAAGUCUGGUUUGACAAAAUACCCUUUUUGAUAGUUGAUUUGUGAUGUUCAAAUAUUUUUGGAUUUACUUUUUGGGUCAUGUAAUUAUUCACUUUUGCUCAUAUUAAAUCCAUUACACGAGGUGAGGUGAAAUUGGGUUUAACGUCGCGUCCAAGAUUAUUGCACUUAUAUAGCGACGUGUGUGGCUGCUUGUACUAGACCGGACUGAUGCCAAUUUAUAGUGCUAGCCCGCUGAGAUACC
Molecule: messenger RNA, 2937 nt
Organism: Haliotis rufescens (red abalone)
Lineage: Eukaryota; Metazoa; Mollusca; Gastropoda; Lepetellida; Haliotidae
Product: transmembrane protein 237-like
Exons: 5
Coding region: 21-1301 (426 amino acids)
Biological process (GO): cilium assembly
Cellular component (GO): ciliary transition zone
Source: RefSeq, a predicted model, not a curated record